AUGGCAGCCGUUAGCCGAAAUAAAGAAACGAGACAUCCAAGGCCCAUCCAAUCUGACCUAGAGAAGCGGGACAAAAGCCUUAUUUGCAAGUAUCAUCAUACUCACGGCCACCGGACCGAAGAUUGUCGGCAGCUGAGGGAGGAGGUGGCCCGUCUGUUCAAUUUGGGGCAUCUUCAAGAAUUUCUGUGCGAACGAGCGAAAACUCAUUUUAAAAACCUAGAUUCCAGCAAGCCGGAUAGACCGAAAGAGCCUCAUCAGGUGAUACACAUGAUCAUGGGUGGAACCGACGUGCCCGUGGGGCCAGUGAUGAAGCGCACAAAGAUAUCCAUAACAAGGGAAAAGCGUGUCCGAAGCGAUGAUCCCGAUGGUGCCAUCACGUUCGAUGACGAGGACAUGGAAGGCAUCGCCCAACCACAUAAUGACGCACUGGUAAUCUCUAUCCUUGUCAAUAAUUUUAGAAUUAAACGUGUGUUGAUUGACCCAGGUAGCUCAGCUAAUAUCAUCCGAUGGAGAGUCAUUGAACAGCUGGGGCUACUAGAUCAGAUCGUGCCAGCCAUACGAGUCCUCAAUGGAUUCAACAUGGCAUGUGAAACGACCAAAGGCGAGAUCACUCUACCGAUCAGCGUGGCAGGAAUUAUGCAGCAGACGAAAUUUUAUGUGACAGAAGGUGAUAUGGAGUAUAAUGCACUACUGGGCAGACCAUGGAUCCAUCUCGUGAGAGCGGUCCCUUCGACUAUGCAACAGAUGUUGAAAUUCCCGACCCCAAAAGGUAUCAAAACAGUCUGUGGUGAACAGCAGGCUGCAAAAGAAAUGUUCGCGGUCGAAGAAUUUGCCAAGACCGUAGAAGCCCUAGAUCGAACUGAAGGGAAGAAUGUCAAACAGCAAUCACAGACCCCGGUCCCGGAAUCUUUGAAAGAUCGGAACGGGGACACACCUGAUGAUGAGUUAAAAUUCGGAGUGCCGAGAACCUUUGUGGUGCCCGAUGAUUCUGACGCCACCAAGUCCACCGUUGAAGAACUCGAGCAAGUGACGUUGUUUGCCCAUAUCACGUAA
Messenger RNA from Lycium ferocissimum, 1053 nucleotides. RefSeq lists its product as uncharacterized. Bases 1 to 1053 code for a protein of 350 amino acids. The record is from RefSeq and is a predicted model, not a curated record. The transcript has a single exon. NCBI's taxonomy places the organism in Eukaryota, Viridiplantae, Streptophyta, Magnoliopsida, Solanales, Solanaceae.